Molecule: messenger RNA, 393 nt
Organism: Penicillium paradoxum
Lineage: Eukaryota; Fungi; Ascomycota; Eurotiomycetes; Eurotiales; Aspergillaceae
Exons: 1
Coding region: 1-393 (130 amino acids)
Source: RefSeq, a predicted model, not a curated record
AUGCAGUUCUACAACUACCCCGGCACCGAGGCCAACUCGGAAUCCUUCCACUACUCCCAAACCGUCCGCAUCGGAAACACCCUCAAGACCUCCGGCCAAGGUGGCUGGUACGAGGAUGGCACCGUUGAAGCCGAUGUCGAGAAGCAAGUGGCUAUAGCCUUCGAGAAUGUUGAGAAGGCCCUGAAGAGCGUUGACGAGCGUCUCUCAUGGGAAAACGUUUACGCCGUGCGCAGUUACCACAUCAAUGUGGAUCAGACCUUCGAAAUGGUCACCGGCAACUUCAAGAAGCGUUUCCCUAACCACCGCCCCAUCUGGACUUGCGUUGAGAUUGGAAAGCUUGGCAUCGAAGGAAUGGUCAUUGAAAUCGAGGUUGAGGCUCACUGCCCCUACUAA